Biomphalaria glabrata is the source of this 2564-nucleotide messenger RNA. Its product is annotated as DNA-(apurinic or apyrimidinic site) endonuclease 2-like. The transcript has 7 exons. The coding region runs from base 737 to 2446 and encodes 569 amino acids. Lineage: Eukaryota; Metazoa; Mollusca; Gastropoda; Planorbidae. Gene Ontology annotation, biological process: base-excision repair. Gene Ontology annotation, cellular component: nucleus. Gene Ontology annotation, molecular function: double-stranded DNA 3'-5' DNA exonuclease activity; endonuclease activity; DNA binding. The record is from RefSeq and is a predicted model, not a curated record.
AACAAUACAUUGGAUUUCCAGGCCAAAGAAUUCAAUUAAUGAUACUACUGAGACAUUUUAAACAACUGAAGUUCAUAAAUAUAAAUGAAAUCAGAUUUGUGAGCUAGAAAUUUACUACGAAUACUAGAUCUACUAUUAAAUUUCUUAUUUAAUAAGUAGAUCUAUCGUCUACGAAACUCAAUUCCAACUUUUUAACUUUUGACCUUGGGGGUGUGUCUCGCCGGCUGAGCCAGCGUCAAGCUCUCUCAUCACUUUUUCCAUGUCAACCAAUGUUAGGUCGAAACAGCACAAAAAAAUCAUAAUUUUCUUACGGUCAAACAUACAGUCAUAAUUUAUACACCAUUAGAAAUUUCUUUUAAAGUAUUUUAAUGAUGUAAUAACGAAAAAUUUUUUUUAUCAAAGAUAAUUUCUUUUUCGCCUCCCUAUCAAUGAGUAUCAAUAGGAUUUGAGUGCACCGUCGUGACGUCACACAGAAAUUCAGUGAAAAUCUGACUGUUUUGGAUGCGCAGAAAAAUUAUGUCACAAAAACAUCAAUUACUAAGUUAUUCUUGCAAAUAAAAAAAAAAGAAUAAUAUAUUCAUUAUCUAUAAAUCAAAACACAUAUUAUAUCAAAAAUUGUCAAAACCAUCGGAGUUACCCUUUAAUUUAUAAGUAGAAUCUAGUUCUAUAUCUAGUGUCUAGUGUACUUUAAUGGAACUUGGAAGCCAUCUAUGAACUUUGACUUUACUAAAAGAAAAUGAAAAUAUUGACUUGGAAUAUCAAUGGAAUUCGUGCUUCAAGAGGAAAGUCUAGCGCUAAAUCAUUGCUAGACUCCCUAUGUGCUGAUAUUAUAUGCCUACAAGAGACUAAAAUAACAAGAGAUAUGCUUGAUGAGCCCACUGCUAUUAUUGAUGGUUAUGAAUCAUACUUCAGUUUUUCAAGGAAGAGAUCUGGAUAUUCAGGUACUGCUAAUUAUUGCAAGAAAACUGCAAGCCCUAACAAGGCAGAAGAAGGCUUGACUGGAAAAUGCUCUAAUCACUCUGAGACAACUGUUGGUUGCUAUGGAAACAUGGAAAGUUACUCUGACAAUGAUCUUGAGGCCCUAGAUGCAGAAGGAAGAUGUGUGAUCACUCAACAUAAAAUUAGGCUGCCUACAAGUGAAGUCAAAGAUGUGGCUAUUAUCAAUGUGUAUGUACCAAGAGCAGGAGAGAAAGAGGACAGGCUGCAUUACAAACUCAAGUUUCUCUCAGUUUUACAGAGUCGAUGUGAAGCUUUACUGAAACAUAACAUCCAUGUUAUAUUGGUUGGUGAUAUGAAUCUAACUCAUCAGAAGCUUGACAACUGUGAAUCUAUUUAUGAUGAAGAUUUUUUGCGUCUACCAAGCAGAAUUUGGUUUAAUGAAAUGCUGCAAGAGUCUGAGCAUGAUCCUAGCAUCCCAUGUGUGGAUAGCUGCCUAAAUGAAUUCACUUUGCCUGAUAGGGAAGGUGGUCACUUUAGUGACAUAUUCCGAAGGCUGCACCCAGAUGAGGAAAAUGCAUACACAAACUGGCACACGACGACGGAACACAGAAAGACUAACUAUGGUAGACGCUUAGAUUAUAUACUGGUUGAUACAGAACUUGCAAAAUUUGCAACAGACUGUCAGAUUUUAUCCCAGGUUGAAGGGUCUGAUCACUGUCCUGUUAUUAUGUCCUUAAAUUGUGAGCCUGUCCCUUCAACUGUUAGCCCUCAACACUGCUCUAAGUUUAUGCCUGAAUUCAAGGGGCAACAACAAAAAUUAUCUUCCUUUUUCAUAAAGGCAACUACAAAGGACAUCAAUGAUGGCAGUAUAGCAAACUCACAAUCAGAAACUUGCGUCACUGACAUUCUGACUGUAGAUGAAGACUCAGAUUCAACCUCAACACCCAAGUCAGUCUCUUCAGAAGCUGAAACCAAUAAAGUACUGCCAUCAGUACAUCCCAGUGCUAAGCUUUCAGUAAAAAGGCAAACUUGUGAGCCACAGAAAAGCUCCAAAAAGUUAAAACCAGACCCCUCAACUAACAAGCAGGUCAGUCUGACAUCCUUCUUCAUCACAUCAAAUCCUUCUGUGUCUCACACACUUAGUGCAAGCAAGCAGAAUAAUGUCAAAUCCACUAACUCUUUAACCAAACAAAAUUGUACUCAAAGUGAUUCUGAUUCACCAACCAACUCUCAAGCAUCUUUAUUGUCAGGCUCUUCUGAUGCUAAGUCCACUAAGAACACAACCAUUAAUCAGGCCUGGAGGACAUUGCUAAAGGGUCCAGCUCCUCCUCCAUUAUGCCCUGGUCACCAUGAGCCUUGCAUCUUGAAAACUGUUACUAAAAAGGGUCCCAACAAGAACAAACAGUUCUAUGUCUGUAGCCGACCUGAUGGGGCACCAGGUAAUCCAGAACAUAGAUGUAAUUUCUUUCAAUGGUUAGGAGAUAACCAAAAAAAACAUUCCAAGUGAUAUUUCAUUAUCUUAUAUGAAUUGACUGUUGUAUUAUUUCUAUGUAAAAUAUAGGCUAUGAUUAUUAUUUUUUAUUUUUUUUUUACAGAACAAAAUAAACUAUAUUUUCUACCAUAAA